Messenger RNA from Diospyros lotus (date-plum), 2201 nucleotides. Its product is annotated as galactoside 2-alpha-L-fucosyltransferase-like. Gene Ontology annotation, biological process: cell wall biogenesis; xyloglucan biosynthetic process. Gene Ontology annotation, molecular function: galactoside 2-alpha-L-fucosyltransferase activity. The coding region runs from base 217 to 1926 and encodes 569 amino acids. Gene Ontology annotation, cellular component: Golgi apparatus; membrane. Lineage: Eukaryota; Viridiplantae; Streptophyta; Magnoliopsida; Ericales; Ebenaceae. The transcript has 2 exons. The record is from RefSeq and is a predicted model, not a curated record.
GAUUCAGAUGUCAGUAGUCGUCAGUUAUCGACCACUCUUUUCUAAAACGAAUGCUACCCUCCCGACAUGUAUUUGAUGAAAUGUCUCUGUGCUGUAUGUAUAGUGCAGGAAUUGAGGUUCUCUGCAACUCUCCCACCAUAUAUUUGAUGAAAUGUUUCUUGGCUGUACAGUGCAAGAAUUGGGGCUCUCUCCUACCCUCCCAAGGUGUUUGAUGAAAUGCCUCUACGUUGUUUGAUGAGGCCUAGAUGGGUUGUGGAGACUUGUUCAAUUGUGUGGCCUGUUUUGAUAGUGAUCUCACUGAUUUAUUGUAAAAGGGUAGUGGAUCAAGAAGGUGGUUUGGGACUUAUGAUACCUGCCCAGAAAGGUUCAGAAGAUGAUUCCAUUACUAGAUUUGAAACGCCCAAAGACAAAUUGCUUGGUGGGCUUGUGGCUGCCGGUUUCAACGAAGAAUCUUGCGUGAGCAGGCACCAGUCCCUCCUAUAUGGCAAAGCUUCACCAUACAACCCGUCUUCCUAUCUCAUCUUUAGACUCCGAGGAUAUGAAACUCUCCACAAACGCUGCGGUCCUCAUACAGAAUCCUAUAACAAAAGUGUGAAACAGCUGCAAUCUGAUCAUGGCAAUGGCAUGGACUGCAAGUAUAUUGUACAUUUGUGGAUGCCACACAGUGGUUUGGGAAACCGAUUACUGGGCCUUGCUUCGUCAUUUCUCUAUGCCCUCCUCACCAACCGAGUGCUGCUCAUUGGGCAAGAGCUCAAAAUGGCCGACCUCCUCUGCGAACCAUUCCCUGAGACAACGUGGGCAUUGCCUUCCGACUUCCCUAUCAAAGAUCAGUUUGAAAGCUUCAACCAGGAAUCUCACCAAUGUUACGGGAACAUGCUCAAGAGCAAAAGCACAUGCACUUCAGCCGCACAAUCGUUUAUGUAUCUCCAUCUAAUUUAUGAUUACAAUGACUACGACAAGCAUUUUUUCUGCGAUCAAGAUCAAAAUGGCAUGAAGAAAGUCCCAUGGUUGAUACUGAGAUCAGAUCAGUACUUCAUCCCAUCCCUCUUCUUGAUCCCGUCAUUCGAGGAGGAGCUGAGCAAGCUGUUUCCCCAAAGAGAAGCUGUCUUUCACCACUUGAGUAGGUACCUCUUCCACCCCUCAAAUCAUGUAUGGGGGCUAGUCACCAGGUAUUAUCAGGCUUACUUGGCCAAAGCCGACGAGAGAAUUGGAAUCCAGAUAAGAGACUACAGCACCACUUCUUUGCCAUUUAAGAGUUUGAAGGGUCAUAUAGCUACCUAUUACCUACCUCACUUGGCAGUAAAUGAAUCAACUUUCAGUCAGAUAAACCAUUCUUAUGAUGUAACCAGACCUCUCACUCACAUGAUGGACCGAAUACUCGAGUGUUCUGUGGAGAACAAUUUGCUUCCCAAAGUGAUCAAGGAUCAAGGAUCAAUUGUCAGCUCACCAAAGAUUCCAAAAUCGAAAGCUGUUCUAGUGACAUCUCUGAAUUCCAGGUACUUCGAGGAAAUAAGGAACAUGUACUGGGAGCAUCCAACUGCUACAGGGGAGGUAGUUGGCGUAUACCAACCAAGCCAUGAAGAGAUCCAGCAGAUUGUAAACCCCACACACAACAUGAAGGCAUUGGCAGAGAUUUAUCUUCUUAGUUUGAUGGAUGUGUUGAUAACAACCCCUUGGUCAACCUUUGGCUAUGUAGCUCAGGGCCUUGGUGCUUUGAAGCCAUGGAUUCUCAACAGUCCCCAGAAACAACUGGCUUCAGAUCCACCUUGUCAGCAAGCCACAUCCCCUGAACCUUGCUUUCAUUAUCCACCUUUCUAUGACUGUGAAGCAAAAACAAGAACGGAUACCGGAACAAAGGUUGCAUACGUUCGACAUUGUGAGGAUACAAGCUGGGGGCUUAAGUUGUUUGAUGAUCAUGAACUAUAGUAUAGCUGCAGCCACCAUUGUUGUUGAUUCCAGGGUCACGUACUGCAAUGUGCAGUGGAAAUGGCUUAAGGAAAUGAGGUCUUUCAGGAGGCAGUGACUCAAAAGGCUGGUGAUGCUCCUUGAGUCCCAUUCGAGAAACUUGGUUUUGCAAUUGGAAUCUCCUCCUUUGUUGGUUUUGUCCAAUUGCUAGCUGUGAAGUUUCUUCAGAAUUAUUAAAGAAAUUAGUUACUUUUAGUCUUGAAAAUUGUAAAUAAUAUAGAUCAAAUAAAAACUAU